CUUUCAAAGUCGACAUAAAGUACAUAUCUAUUAACUGUCAGCAAUAAAAACAAUAUUGAUAUCUUCACACGUGCGCAUCAAUAUGCCGGAAGAUGAUGGCAUGGAUAAAAGGAAAUCCCAUCGCGCGCGGCAGGCCGGCGUGAAAGCGGAAAAGAAAAAGUUGAAGGCCAAGAAAGAUUCGGGUAACACCAAGGAGCCCAAUUUGACCGCACGUCAAAGGAAUCCAAAAGCAUUUGCUAUUAACUCUGCACAACGUGCUGAGCGCAAUUUUCGACGCAAAGAGGACUUAACAGCUAAAAAGCAACACAUUCCUGUUGUCGACCAAACUCCAGAUGAACCACCACCUGUUCUUAUAGCUGUGGUCGGUCCACCUAAGGUCGGCAAAACGACGUUGAUAAAUAAUUUGAUAAAGAAUUUCACGCGUACAAAUGUUACUGAUAUACGUGGUCCCAUUACAAUAGUGACAUCGAAAAAGCGACGUAUCACACUACUGGAAUGCAACAAUGAUAUCAAUUCAAUGAUUGAUGUGGCAAAAUGUGCUGAUUUGGUAUUGUUAUUAUGUGAUGCCAGUUACGGGUUUGAAAUGGAGAUUUUCGAAUUUCUUAAUAUUUGUCAAGUGCAUGGUAUGCCAAAAAUUAUGGGUGUGCUAACACAUUUGGAUAUGAUUAAGAAUCCCAAACAAUUGAGAAAGCGCAAGAAGGAGCUGAAACAUCGUUUCUGGACCGAAGUUUAUGACGGUGCCAAGUUAUUCUACCUUUCGGGUUUGCUACAUGGCGAAUAUUUGCGUAAUGAAGUGAAAAAUUUGGGCCGUUUCAUUUCGGUUAUGAAAUUCCGACCCUUAUCAUGGCGUGGUGCGCAUAGCUACUUGCUUGUGGAUCGUGUUGAAGAUGUAACAAACACCGACAAAAUACGUCGCAAUCCCAAAUGUGAUAGAGAAAUUGUGCUCUAUGGUUACGUGCGCGGUGUGCCUAUGAAGCAAGAACAUUCGGUGCAUAUCGCCGGCUUGGGAGAUGCGAGAAUCGAAGAACUAAGCGCUAUCCCAGAUCCAUGUCCACUGCCAGGCACAGAGAAAAAGCGCAGUCUAUUAGAAAAGGAAAGAUUAUUGUAUGCACCUAUGUCUGGGGUUGGCGGAAUAGUUUACGAUAAAGACGCUGUGUACAUAGAACUGCAGGGAUCACAUAGUCAUAAGGAGAAAACUGGCGAUGCUGCUGAGCAGGAACAGUUAGUGGAGAAGCUUAUAGAUAAGAAGCAAACUGUGGAUGUGCAAAUUGAAGAGCAAGAGUUUCGACUCUUCUCUGAUGGUUCUGCCAUUAAGUCGAAAGACUACAAGGAGGACAGUGAUGUAGAUGACGAAGAAGAAGAUGGAAGUCAAGAUGAAGACUCCGGUGUAGAUGAUGAGGACGAUGCGAGUGUCAACAGUGACGAUGAAUUUGGUGGCGAAGAUUGGCGCGGCGAAGAUAGUGAACAAGAAGAACAGCCAGAUAGCGAUAAUAAUACAUCUGACGAUGAGGAGUAUCAAACAGUAGAUGAACAGAAGUCGAAGGGAAAACUUAGUGCGGUUGAGGAAUCUGAUCAGGAUACAGAUAGUGAACAGGAGGAGGCCAAAAUUCUAGCCAACAGUAUGAGUUGGAAAGAGAACUUGGCGCAAAAGGCGCGCGACUCCUUUUUGCUACGGCAUUCCGAGGCUAAGAAUAUUAUGCGUUUGGUAUAUGGUUGCUACAGCCAAAGCGAAUCCAAGAAAAACAAAAAUGUAGAAGACGACAAAGACGAUUCAGAUUCGGGCGAAGAACUGGGUGGUCUCUUCAAAGUAGCCGCUAAAAAGCAAAGCGACAUGCAAAAGGAUAAAGAUAUACGAGAUAAAGUGGAGCAAUGCUUUUUCGAGGACUUCUCCGGUAGUACGCGAAAUUGGCUGGAAGAUGACAACAAAGCGCUUUUAAAAAAUUGCUUCGUCACCGGCAAAUGGAAGGCGUCAGAAGAUGCCGAAACGCUUUUGCGCUUAGAUGACCUAAGCGAUGCUGAAAGCGAAGUUUAUGGAGAUUUCGAAGAUCUCGAAACUGGCGAAAAGCAUGCCGGCACCAGCAAAGCGCAAGACACUGCCACCGAAGAAAAUCCCGCUGAUAAUGCGGCUGAUGCGAAUCAGGAUGAAAAUACGCGCAAGCGUCGUAUGACCAGAGUUGAAGAAGAAAACCUAACCAAAGCAGAGCUUAUGGCGAAAAAACUCAAACUUAAAGCUAAAUUCGAUGCCGAGUAUGACAAUCAUGAUGGACCAAAGGAGGACGAUGGACGCAUUACGGGUGACCAUGAUUAUUACGAAAGCUUAAAAGCGGACGCACAAAAACAAUCGGAGUUGAACAAAAGCGAGUUCGCAAAUCUCGAUCCCGAACUGCGUUUACAAAUCGAAGGUUAUCGGCCGGGACUUUAUGUUCGGUUGGGCUUUCGUGGCAUAUCUUCGGAGUUCAUUGACAACUUUGAUCCCAGUUAUCCCGUGCUGGUGGGCGGUCUCAAUAUGACCGAAGAAAAUAUCGGUUAUGUUAACUGUAAAGUGAAGAAGCAUCGUUGGUACAAGAAAAUAUUGAAGACCGGCGAUCCGUUAAUUAUCUCUUUGGGCUGGCGGCGCUUCCAGACCGUGCCAAUAUACGCCAAAGUCGAGGAUAACUUCCGACACCGUUAUCUUAAGUAUACGCCCAACCACGUGACGUGCAGCAUGACUUUCUGGGGUCCCAUUACACCACAAAAUACCGGUUUCUUGGCGCUGCAAACUGUACGCCACGAUCUCGAUGAAAUGAAGCGUCUAGGUUUUCGUAUUGCGGCUACGGGCAGUGUUAGCGAAUUGGAUAAAUCCGCGCAGAUUAUGAAAAAAUUGAAGUUGGUCGGCCAACCCUUCAAAAUCUACAAGAAAUCUGCAUUCAUUAAAGGCAUGUUCACAACCGGACUGGAAGUGGCCAAAUUCGAGGGCGCCAAAAUUAAAACUGUCUCCGGCAUACGUGGUCAAAUUAAAAAGGCGCACCACGAUCCCGAAGGCUCAUUCCGUGCCACCUUCGAGGAUAAGAUACUUUUGAGUGAUAUCGUCUUCUGUCGCACCUGGUUCCGCGUGGAUGUACCACGUUUCUAUGCAGCGGUCACCUCGCUACUACUGCCGCCGGAGCAGAAAUCACAAUGGCAAGGUAUGAAGACGCUGGGCCAACUGAAGCGCGAACGUAACAUACGCAAUGAAGUCCAACCGGACAGCCAGUACACGGAGAUUAAACGUGAAACGAAAAUCUUCAAACCGCUUACGAUACCCAAAGCACUACAGCGCGCACUGCCCUACAAGGACAAGCCGAAAGUGCGACCGUUGGCCGAUAAAAAGGAGGAGUUGGAGCGUAUAGCGGUGAUACGCUCACCACAUGAACAGAAAGUGGCUAAGAUGAUGAAAAUGAUAGAGACCAACUACAAAGCCAAGCGGAAACGCGACAAAAUGGAGACGAAGGUACGGCUGAAGCAAUUCCGUGCCGAGAAGCGGGUGGAAGAAGCGCGAAAGAUGAAGCGUCAGAAGGAGGUGCGCAAGAAGGUGUCACGUGCUAUAAGUAAAAUGCGUAAGAAGGAAGAGGCCUAAAGAGCAUCAACUUAAAUCCUUAUGUAUGAACUUGUACAUAACCUAGAAACUCUUUUAAUUACUUUUUACCGUAAAAAUAAUAAAAGUCAACUAAUUUACAUAAAA
This is a messenger RNA of Bactrocera dorsalis (oriental fruit fly), 3700 nucleotides long. Its product is annotated as ribosome biogenesis protein BMS1 homolog. The transcript is spliced from 5 exons. The record is from RefSeq and is a predicted model, not a curated record. Bases 83 to 3595 code for a protein of 1170 amino acids. Gene Ontology annotation, molecular function: GTP binding; U3 snoRNA binding; GTPase activity. NCBI's taxonomy places the organism in Eukaryota, Metazoa, Arthropoda, Insecta, Diptera, Tephritidae. Gene Ontology annotation, cellular component: nucleus; 90S preribosome. Gene Ontology annotation, biological process: maturation of SSU-rRNA from tricistronic rRNA transcript (SSU-rRNA, 5.8S rRNA, LSU-rRNA); endonucleolytic cleavage of tricistronic rRNA transcript (SSU-rRNA, 5.8S rRNA, LSU-rRNA); ribosome biogenesis.